AGAUAGCUCUCUACUUUACUCUUUACUUUAAAGUAAUAAAUCACUUUUUAAUCAUAUAUAGCAUUUGUUAUUUGAUCUUAUAUUGUUAAUUUCUUUCACCAUUCUAUGCAAACAAAAAUUUUUACAAAUUCUAAUUUUCCUUUCAAUUUUUCGGAAUUUUCGAAUGCCCCAUCAAUCUUUUUUAAUAUUUUGACAAUGUAACUAUACACGUUCAUAUAAAUCAUUCUAUUAUAUUGUUUAACUGACAUUGCUUUUGUUAUGACCCCGUCUUUUGUAUUCCUCCGUAAAGAAACGCACACAUGAAUACAUACAUUCUCUUAUGCAUUUUAUAUGUGUAGUAAAAGACGCAGGUAGAGAAUACCAGUAUACCGUCCAGAUGGGAUUUAAAAACGGCCUCAGCAAAUCACGUUGCAGCUAUAGGAUGGAGACAUAGAAUCCGUAUACCUGUGGACUCACCACUUCGACUGAACGUUAUAAGUGAAAGCUCAGUUUAAAUGCAGACAUCACGCUACACGCUCUUUCUAGAAGAUUUGGAUUGCGAUAGUUCUGAAAUGAUCAAUCAUCAUAUGCGACAUAAUCUUCUGGAAGAAUUUGAUAAUUUACGACAUAUAUAAUUUUCUGAGAGUUUGAAAUUAACGUGUUACAAUACGUAUAUCAAUCAUGAAGAAACCAAUUUUGUACAAAGUUGAGACAUACAUUGUGCCUAGAAUGGAGAACUUAUCAAUAAUUAAUGAGAUCGAUGAUCUCAAGAUCGCAAAUCAAUUUGAUAUCAAGAGCGAAAGCAUAUUCGAGAAGAGUACGCAAAAUGAGAAAGAUACGUCGCUCACUUCAAAUAAUAAAUACGAAGAAACCAUGAAGUUUUCCACUGAAGAUAGCACAUUGAUUGGUAUAAAACUCGUGAAAGGCAUAACGAACGAGAAUGACACUCUAUCCAUUCGCGACGAACAUUUGGAUAAUGAUAUCAUUAAAUAUUAUAACAACGCGAAUUCUUGUCGUUCUAACGAACGUGUACGAAAAACGGAAUUUCAAGCAUCAAUUGGACCACAGGAGUCAUUGUAUCCUGCGAAACAGGACGAACAGUUUGAUGUCGAUUGA
Molecule: messenger RNA, 1095 nt
Organism: Acromyrmex echinatior (Panamanian leafcutter ant)
Lineage: Eukaryota; Metazoa; Arthropoda; Insecta; Hymenoptera; Formicidae
Source: RefSeq, a predicted model, not a curated record